AUCCUUACACUGUGGUCUUACCCUGCGUGUUUGAACUAACAUCAAUGAACAUCAACAUCAGAGGUGCCGACAGGGAGUGUUGUGUGCUGUGCCUGUGCCACGAGUGAGCGAGGUUAUUUAAAAAUGGCGGACGCGUCGUCUUCCGAUACUACCUCAGACUGUUGUAAUGAGUGUUUCUCUGACAUUACGUCGGAAAAAUCGGAGUACGUCGUGGUGGGACGCAAGCCGUGCCCGUCACAUCGCCGCAGCAAGCGGAAUUUCCUGCAGAAGCUGAUGAUACGCGAGAUGAGGGGAUGCCUGUCAGCGCACAAUUACGCGUCAGAGGAAAGACUGUUCACCACUGUACCUAAGUGGCGGCAUUUGCCUCUCUUACAUGUAAUCCCAAAGUCUGCGCUCGAAGCAGGACACAUCGUUAUGGGAUUAACGCAAUGUGGUCAGUUCCUGCUCACGUACACGUAUACGCUGGAUGUCAGCAGUAACACGUCCCUGUACAAAUACCUGUUACACUGGUGGGCUAUCACGCCAAACCGCGUCGCCCGCAAAGUUGCCGAAGUUACGUUGUUUGGGAAUUAUACGAUUUAUAGAGAAUUGAGCAUAGUUAUAUCGCAAUGGCCAAUGGAGCGGAAUAAACUUGUAAUACACGGCCUCUGUACAAAUUUCUUACACCUACAACCGACUGAUAGAGCAUAUUUAACUAUAACGACGGUACCGUCUCUUUAUAAUUGCAAAGAUUGCUUAAAGAUCGCUGCAUCGUACGAGGAAGAAGGUGAAGAACUAGCGGCAAACUGGGACGGUUGCGUGCGGUGUAAUUGCUUGCAACAUGGAUUGACAGUUCACACGACGUACGAGGUGAUCUCGCCGUAUCCGAAGUUUCGGGCAACGGUGUGUCUGAAUUACUGGAACCACGUGGUGGUCAACACGGGGAAUUUCCUCCACGUUCUCCGAGUAGACUUAAACAUACCGAGAUCGAAGAAUCAAAGAACAUGCGACAAGCAGGACAGUUCUGUGCACGAGCCCGGAGCCAUGGUGCCGGACACGAUCCCGUUGGACAUGAGUGACGUCGAGGAGACGGACUACUCCUCGAGGACAGAAGAGGGACAGAAGUACGAGAGCUCGGACGAGAAGGUCGGCACGCCGGAGUGCGUGGACCGCUCGCCGAAGUGCGAGUCCAGCCUGGAGCAGGACUUUCUAGACGAGCCGGUUAAGCUAGGACGCGACUUACCGUUAACUACCUCAAGCAGCAAUCAAAGCGACUGUGUCUGUGAUAUAAGUAGUAAACCUGACGUCGCUUUAAGUAUUAAGUUGUGCGACUGCUCGAGCACGGCCGAGUGCACCAGGUGCGGCCGGGGCAGCGGCGGCAGCGACAGCCCGGUCUCGCGGGCCGGCGGCGUCGAGCAGACCGCCAUCUCGGUGCGGGACAAAAUUCUGCAGGACUUUUGCGAGGAUACGUCGCAGGAGCUUAACAUCGGCAGCGAUCUGAUCACGCUGGUGAAACACCCGUCGUGCUCGCCGCGCUCGACGCCGCAGAGACUGCCAGCUGAUCUCAGGACGAUAACCACGUGGUCGUCCCCGAUACUUACCCCGCCGUCGGACAUCCUGCGCACCCGCAACUCGGAGUCUAGUCACAGAGUCCAGAUCCCGCAACGUAGUACCAACAGUAGCAGCAGCCAGCAACGUUCGAGCUCGCCGCAACCUGGCGCCUCGCAGCAGGAUGCGAAUUCCGUGGCGUCUAUAAGCUCGCCGCUGCAGUCCGUAUCAAUUAGCUCCGCCUCGUCGUCGCGCUCGUCCCGCUUGAUGUCGCCGCCCAUCGCCAGGUCGUUUCGCCACCCGAGCCCGCGCAAGAGAUCAAGUCUGCACUCGCCCCCGCCCGUCGUUAACGCGAGCCAAUCGGCUCGGACGACGAGGGCGACGCACAAGCUGAUCCUCGAGGCGGAGAAGGCGUACGAGUUCACGGAUGAAGCGCAGGAGACGACGUGCGAGAAGCUCAGCUCGUUCAGGAAGCGCCGAUUAGCCGACAAGAAGUACGAGUUCUGCGACGAAGCGGAAGACGCGGAGAACAUCAUCCCCUUCAAGCAUAUACGCGAUCAGUUCAAGCACCGCGGCGCCUGUUCCAUACAUCAGAUACCCUCCUCGCCGGCGAUGUCGCCGGUGUUGCCGAACGGCCGCCGGCACUGGGUCGACUCGGAUCAGAGCGAGUCGGACGAGUUGAAUCUUGCUCAAGACAUUAGUAUAGCUACCGAUCUGACGAAUCCCGAAACAGCAGAGAAGAACGUACUUCGGCCGUUGAACCAGAAUCAACUGUUCAACGGCGGCGUGCACCGUGACCGCGUCGGCAAGUGUUGCCCGAAUUUCUCGCCAUUGGUCCCUAGAAAUAACUUGCAGUAUCCUUCGAUAAAGUGCACCGCGCGUUUCAAGCGCAGUUACAUAGAGCUCGACGACGAGAUGAUAUCGGUGAUCACGGACGUGGAAGACGAAGAAACGGGAGGAUACGUAAGCUAUCAAUGUGUACUUCCAAUGCUCGUGCACGGUUCCGGAUACGUUCAAAUGCAGAUGAUCAGCAACAGCAAAGCGGAGAAAUUGAUAGUGCCGUGCGUUUCGAUAACACAGUUGAGUUUCGAUAUCGAGACUUUCUCUCACCACAUAGCAGACUGGAUCUGCACGAGAUUCAAGAAAAAGUAUUGGCAUUGUAGCGACUAUGAUAUCGAAAUAAUUGACGUGUGCGCGCUUAGCGGCGAUAUUAUAUGUUUGCAUAUAAUGAAGAUCCAAGCAAGUGAGUUAUGUAGCCAAACGCAAUGUUCGCAAGAGAGGAAGCAGUACGAGGUCGGUUGUAAAUUCACGUGGAACAUCGACACGAGCGAGUACAGGAUAACGGACGUGCUGCCGCUGGAGGAGGUGAAGCCGGAAUCCUGGAAGCCGACUAUCACGAAUAUACCGAAUUUUCGUAGCCAGUUGUGGAACCCGACGCGUCGCUUAGCCACGCAGUUGCGGGAAAAGAUCCAGCAGCCGUACGCGCACACCGUGCGCUUCCUCCACAACGAGAUGAGCUUGGCAGGUUGGUACAUCGAGGAGUCUCGCGCGGUCUCGUUCCUCGAGCGAUAUCGGCGAUGUCGCACACAUGACCCGACGAUGUUGUUGCAGGCGAGUCUAUAACCAAGCUCACGGAUCUGGACAAUCUGGUGCAGUUCUACAUAACGCCGAUAAUGACCGACGCCUUAAUAGAAUGAGAAGAGGGCAACGGAACUAAAAUACCGCACGUCUCAUUGCAAACAAUAAUUUAUUUAUUAAUACAAAUCCAGCCGUGUUGGCUGGCGCGUUAAGCCCGGUUAAGCCAGCGCGGCGGUAUAAUGUAUAGAAACGUACUCCGCGUCAGGUUUAUUACAACAAACGAUAAGGAGUACUCGACCGAGCAUAAAUAACAGAUACGACGAGAGGAAUAUGCUAAGUUGUAUAGAACACACUCCCUGCUACACGUUAUUCUUCCGCAACGCCGAGCAUAAUGAUUAGGAGUGCGACGUGACUUGUUCAUAACUUAGAGACACAGGGUAUGUUCGCGGAGACGCUAUUAACGCUACUAAUCUAUAAUUUAUGUCACGCUACAUAGAGUUUUAGCGCUAAAUAGCGCUGAUAGUGAGCUCCCCGAACACAGCCCUAGACUACGAAGGUAACUAACUAACGAUACAACGAAACUCGUAAGCAUUGCGCUCCGAUUUGUAAAAUUUACCAGUGCUGUAUACUAUACAUUGAAUUUAUCUACGCUAUUGUAUUAUGGUAACUACUGUACUUUGGUAACUAGAUAUAGCGAUGACUAAACUGAUUGUCAAUAAAUGUAUUGUAAUGUGA
Molecule: messenger RNA, 3840 nt
Organism: Ooceraea biroi (clonal raider ant)
Lineage: Eukaryota; Metazoa; Arthropoda; Insecta; Hymenoptera; Formicidae
Biological process (GO): protein ubiquitination
Cellular component (GO): Cul4-RING E3 ubiquitin ligase complex
Source: RefSeq, a predicted model, not a curated record